Insectozyma verbasci is the source of this 1545-nucleotide messenger RNA. The record is from the annotation of a GenBank genome assembly. NCBI's taxonomy places the organism in Eukaryota, Fungi, Ascomycota, Pichiomycetes, Serinales, Debaryomycetaceae.
AUGGCUGGUACUAUUAAAGAUGAAACUAAUACAGUAACUACACCUACUAAACCAGAAACAGAACCAAAAGAAUAUAAUUCAAAAUUUAAACAAUAUAUCACCACUUCAAAGAAAAUUAUUACUAAAUAUGGUACUUUUAUUGGUCCUGGUAUCAUGAUUUCAGUUUCAUAUAUUGAUCCUGGUAAUUAUUCCGCUGGUUGUUCUGCAGGUUCACUGAAUCAAUAUUCAUUAUUAUUUGUUGUUUUAUUAGCUAAUUUAUUUGCAAUUUUUUUACAAAGUCUAUGUAUAAAAUUAGGAACAGUUACUGGAUAUGAUUUAGCUAGAAGUUGUAGAGAAUAUCUUCCUAAAAAAUUAAAUUGGAUACUUUGGAUUCUUGCUGAAUGUGCAAUUAUAGCUACUGAUCUUGCUGAAGUGAUAGGUACUGCAAUUGCUUUAAAUAUUUUAUUAAGAAUUCCAUUACCUGCUGGUGUUGUUAUAACUAUAGUUGAUGUAUUACUUAUUUUAAUUGCAUAUAGAGCAGAUACUGCAAGUAUAAAAUUUGUUAAAAUUUUUGAAUAUGUUGUUGGAAUUUUAGUUUUAGUUGUUGUUAUAUGUUUUGCAAUUAUGUUAUCAAGAAUUGAUGGUGAUGCUCGAACAAUUUUACGUGGUUAUGCACCUAGUUCACAAAUGUUUGAUGGAAAUGGAAUGUCAUUAGCUGCUGGAUUAUUAGGUGCUACAGUCAUGAUUCAUUCAAUUUAUUUAGCUACAAAUAUUACAAUUCCAAGAUUAAGAGAAUUUGAUGUUAAAAAUGGUUUAAUUAGUUUAGAUAAAAUUCAUUCAAUUGAUUCAAAAAGAGAUAAUUAUGAAUUGGAAGCUGAUUUUUUUUAUAAAAAUUAUAAACCUUCAUCAAAAGCAAUUCAUUAUUCAUUUAAAUAUUCAAUUAUUGAAAUGGUGAUUACUUUAUUUACAGUUGCAUUAUUUGUCAAUUCGGCAAUUUUAAUAGUUGCUGGUUCAACAUUAUAUAAUACACCAGAAGCUCAAGAUGCAGAUUUAUAUACUCUUCAUGAUUUAUUAUCAAAAACAAUUGCACCUGCAAUGGGAACAGUUUUUAUGGUUGCAUUAUUAUUUUCUGGUCAAAGUGCUGGAAUUGUAUGUACUAUUGCUGGUCAAGUUGUAAGUGAAGGUCAUAUAAAUUGGACGGUUAAACCAUGGUUAAGAAGAUUAAUAACUAGAUCAAUUUCAAUUAUUCCUUGUUUAAUAAUUGCUUCCUGUUUAGGUCGUGAAGGUCUAAGUAUUGCUUUAAAUAUUUCACAAGUUAUAAUAUCAAUUUUAUUACCUCCUUUAACCGCUCCAUUAAUUUAUUUUACAUGUUGUAAUAAAUAUAUGACAAUUGAAAUUAUUGAUAAAAAUAAUGAAAAAUUUGAUUAUGAAGAUGAAAAAACUGGGAAAAGGUAUAAAAGAAUGGCUAAUAAUUGGUUAACUUCGAUUGCUGCUAUUAUAAUCUGGGUAUUUAUUUCAAUUUUAAAUGUUUAUGCAAUUUAUGAUAUGGCUAAAAAUGGUGUAUAG